UCAUAAAGCAACUACUUCAUCCUCUCAGGAGUCACCGUUUGGGAGUUGAUGACCUUUGGGUCCAAGCCUUACGACGGUAUCCCCGCAAGUGAGAUCUCAACCAUCCUGGAGAAAGGAGAGCGCCUCCCGCAGCCGCCCAUAUGCACCAUCGAUGUCUACAUGAUCAUGGUCAAGUGCUGGAUGAUAGAUGCAGACAGUCGCCCAAAAUUCCGUGAAUUGAUCAUCGAAUUCUCCAAAAUGGCCAGAGACCCCCAGCGCUACCUUGUCAUCCAGGGGGAUGAGAGGAUGCAUUUGCCAAGCCCUACAGACUCCAACUUUUACCGCGCCCUGAUGGACGAAGAGGACAUGGAGGACGUUGUCGAUGCCGAUGAGUACCUCAUCCCCCAGCAGGGCUUCUUCCAUAGCCCCUCCACAUCCCGGACCCCCCUCCUAAGUUCUCUGAGCGCCACCAGCAACAAUUCCCCCGUGGCUUGCAUUGACAGAAAUGGGAGCUGCCCCCUCAAAGAAGACAGCUUCCUGCAGCGGUACAGCUCAGACCCCACUGGCACCUUGACCGAGGACAACAUGGAUGACACUUUCCUCCCAGCACCUGAAUACAUAAACCAAUCUGUUCCCAAAAGGCCUGCGGGUUCCGUCCAGAACCCCGUCUAUCACAAUCAGCCUCUGAAUCCAGCUCCUGGCAGAGACCCUCACUACCAAAAUCCCCACAGCAACGCAGUGGACAACCCUGAGUAUCUCAACACCCACCCUACCUGCGUCAACAGUGUGCUCGACGGCCCCAGCCUCUGGGCCCAGAAGGGCAACCACCAAAUCAGCCUGGACAACCCUGACUACCAGCAGGACUUCUUCCCCAACGAAGCCAGGUCAAAUGGCAUCUUCAAGGGCCCUGCAGCUGAAAAUGCAGACUACCUGAGAGUAGCACCACCCAGCAGUGAGUUUAUUGGAGCAUGACCAUGGAGGAGAGCGUAGGACAUGAGCGUCUCAGAUGUGUCGUGCCCCUGGGACCAAGCCACGGCAGCUACACAUUAGUGCUGGUAGUCACGCCCACGUUAACUCUCGGACCCGUGGACUGGUUUGGCCAUAUGUGCUCUGAUGGACCCAUCCUUCACCCAGGAAGCGCCCCCUCCUCAGAUGCACUUUGGAAAGUUGCUGGGACAUUCCUUUGUCUUCAAACUGUGAGGCCUCCGCAAAAAGGCAUCCAGCAAGAAUAUUGUGUCUUUGGGCAGAAGUUCACCUUUCCAUGAGGUAUAUUUGAUAAAAAACAAAACCAAACCAAACCAAAAAAAUUGCAUAAGGAGUUUUAUUGCUUGGGGACCCUGGGGGCUUUUAAUUGUCAUUAUUGAUUUUAUUUCUCAUGGGCUUUUCCAAUGAGGAAGAAGCUUGCUCAUAGCACUUGCUGCACGGAGUUGAUCCAGGCCCAACUGUGACCAAGAAGCAAGGGUCAGAGUCUUCCAGCUAACAUUUGAUUCCACUGACUCUGCUUCAAGAUUCUUCCACUGCAAGACAAUUAAAAAAAAAAAAAAAAAAAAAACUAGAAGUACUCUGUGUCCUAAGCAGGACUGAUUGGUACUGUAGCAAAUCAUAGCAGGUACAAGAGGAUAAGCCACUUUGAACCCUUCCUGAGCGCAAAAGAAAUGGAGGGGGUAGAAUUCUUCUUCAGACUUCUUUUUAUAUAAAUUUCUUCAUGGUACUUACUCGUCAUCGGUUGACCAGUGUUUUCUAGUUAUAAGUAUUGGACUUACUUCUUUAUUUUCCAUUCCACUGUUUUGAAAAACUCAGUAUGCUUUCCCUGUCGGUAAGAGGAGACGGUACAUCAAACCGUAACCUGGACCAGCUCGUAUUUGAUCGGCAUUCAGACCAGUAGCCUUUAAUCAAGACGGAACAAUAAUGCAAAAGUUCACACAAGAACGUGGCUCCCAAAUUUGAGUCUCAGAGAAAAUACAUCAAGUCCUUUGGGGGUUGGGGAAUGGGCAUAUAUCAGGACACUGCAGAAAUGAGAAGCUGUUCCUAAAACUCCCACCCCGCCCCUUACUGCCAAAUUAGGCUACUUAUGGGACAUAAUUUUCUUUUUAUUUUACUUUAGAAGUUUUUUACUCAAAGGGUACUUUUUUCCCCUCUCUGGUAAGCUGCCCCCAAAGCCCCUCCUCGCCCUUUGUGAAUGAAAGGAUCCAGGCUCUGGGGCCACCAAGCAGAAACUGACAGCCCUCACCCCCGGGGGCACACUUUACAGGGGGAAGUAAAAACACUAUGCGUCGGGGAAUUAAAGUGGGAAAUAUGAAAUCAGAGUUUGAAAUCGAUGAUAAUGCCUUAACAACAAUCUACAGGUAGUUUUUCCGAAAAAAAAAAAAAAAAUUCCCUCGUAAGACAAUUUCCCUAUCAUUGGAGGAUCCAGCUAAUUUAGGGCACCAAGUGUUUUUCCACCUCGUGUGUCCUCGCAACCUGACCGGUUCAUGGCAGUCCUAUGUACAGAGGUGUUAAACGCUCUUAGUCCAUAUCCAGUCUUUCAAGGAAAAAACGUUUCAGACAGUAUUUUCGGCCUACGGAUGUGUUCAGCCGCACACACGUAUGAGAUUUCCCUUUUGCUGUUACAGUAUUUAUUGGUUCUCAGAUCAGGCCCCCAGUUUUGUUACCAGUAGAUUGACUUUGUCCCGAUGGAAAUAUAAACUCUAUUCAAUUCAAUUCCACUAUGUUUGCAGAUACUCUUAAGCACCCAUACAAGCCCAGCAUAGGCUCUAAAGAGAGAAAAAUGAAUAAAACAUAAUCCCCAAUUCCAAGAAAUCCACAAUUCAGCAAAGGGAAUUGGCUUGACUCAUAAAUAGAAACCUUCAGAUAAUAUGACCGGCGCUAGGCAAAGACAGGUCAGCCAGGCACGGACUGCAUGGCAGGGAAGAGUGGGUCCUGCCUGGGGGGACCUGGAAGGCUCAUCAGGGAGGGAGUGGUAGAGUUGGGCCAAACCGUGACUAGGGUCUUAGCCACGAGGGAAAUGGAAGUGUGUUCCCAGCAGAGGAAACCUUGACCAAGAAAGCAUCUGCCGGAGGAACUGCUAAUAAAGGGGGAGAAAAGCUGCAUUUGUGCAUCUUAACACGCUGUCCCUUUAAGCCUGGGAUCCAGCUUGCAGCGUUCCCCCAGUGCCCAAAAUGUGGCGUCCUCACUCGGGAUCUGAAAAUGAUGAGUGAAAAGAUUAUAUAUUUCUAAGACUCUAAAAUUUGACGCCAUUGUCAGUAAGCCACUUUCAUUAUUUAUUCACCUCAGAACAUAAAUAUUUUCAUCACAGAAGUUUAUUCGGCCCUGGGAAACAGACGGAUGCACAUUUUGUUACCACUUAUUCAUCAGGAAGCAAGUGAUUGAGGGAGAGCAACUGUAUGUCAGUCCAACUGUAGCAGUUAAAUCCUAGUAUUUUUGUAAUUUGCAAUAUUUUACUAUAACAUAAUAAAACAGCGAAAACUA
Leptonychotes weddellii (Weddell seal) is the source of this 3447-nucleotide messenger RNA. Lineage: Eukaryota; Metazoa; Chordata; Mammalia; Carnivora; Phocidae. The record is from RefSeq and is a predicted model, not a curated record.